This is a messenger RNA of Paramecium octaurelia, 488 nucleotides long. NCBI's taxonomy places the organism in Eukaryota, Ciliophora, Oligohymenophorea, Peniculida, Parameciidae. The record is from the annotation of a GenBank genome assembly.
AUGUAGAAUUAGGAUAAAUAAAAAGUAAUUGAAACAGGUACAAGCAAAGUGGCUGCAAGAUUCCCAUUUACGUAUGAUAUUCUAUUCAAAAAAGAGUAUUUUUAGAAGAAGGAAUUGAAUACUAUUAUUGCACAUGUGGUCUUGGAUCUACUCAGCCUUUUUGUGAUGGAUAGUGUGAGGGAACAGGAUUUGAGCCUGUUAAAAUAAUUCCAAAGAGAAGUGGAAAGUAAGUUUAGAUUACUCAAUUAAUUAAGUGCUUUACUCUGUGGUUGUAAGAGAUAAUGUGAUCCGAGAAAUCCGAAUUGCGAUGGAAGUCAUUCAGUAGUUAAUUUGGAUUGGUGAAUAUGAUGAUCAAUAGCUUAUCAACAAAUUUUCAUUCUGAAUAGAAUCUAAAUUCUUAAAUAUUCAGUUUCAAAUAUUUGAUGUCCACCAUUCACAAUAUUCAGAAUUGCAAUUAAAACUUCGAAUUCAAAAAAGAUAAAGCUCCC